This is a messenger RNA of Dentiscutata erythropus, 150 nucleotides long. NCBI's taxonomy places the organism in Eukaryota, Fungi, Glomeromycota, Glomeromycetes, Diversisporales, Gigasporaceae. The record is from the annotation of a GenBank genome assembly.
GCACAACGCAUUCUUGAUGAAUCGAAGGUUUUUCAUAGUCAGCAAAAGUUUCUUGAUAACAUGGAAGAAAAGUUAAUUCUUCUUAGCAAAUUAGUUGAUGAUGUUUUGCACAUUGAAAAAAGACGUACAUUACCACGAAUGUAUGGAUGA